Messenger RNA from Trichomycterus rosablanca, 3363 nucleotides. It is a transcript of the gene gria4b, whose product is annotated as glutamate receptor, ionotropic, AMPA 4b. The record is from RefSeq and is a predicted model, not a curated record. Gene Ontology annotation, biological process: synaptic transmission, glutamatergic; monoatomic ion transport; modulation of chemical synaptic transmission. NCBI's taxonomy places the organism in Eukaryota, Metazoa, Chordata, Actinopteri, Siluriformes, Trichomycteridae. The transcript has 16 exons. Gene Ontology annotation, molecular function: transmitter-gated monoatomic ion channel activity involved in regulation of postsynaptic membrane potential; AMPA glutamate receptor activity. Gene Ontology annotation, cellular component: dendritic spine; postsynaptic density membrane; AMPA glutamate receptor complex. The coding region runs from base 137 to 2851 and encodes 904 amino acids.
CUGUGCACCAGGCUCGCGCCACUGCGGGUGAAACAGCGGCAGCGGCGGCGGCGGCGGCGGCAGCGCGCGAUGGAUUGUUGAUAUCACCGGGCUGACGUCAUGCUCCGUGUCUCUCAAUAGUUCCUAUCCGAGCAAAAUGAGGAUUUCGUACCAUCAGCUUGUACUGAUACUAUCCUGCGUCCGCGGACUCGCCAUGGGGGCUUUUCCGAGCAGCGUUCAGAUCGGCGGGCUGUUCAUCAGAAACACAGAUCAGGAGUACACUGCCUUUCGCUUGGCUAUAUUUCUACACAACACGAGCCCCAAUGCAUCGGAGGCACCGUUUAACCUGGUGCCCCACGUGGACAACAUCGAGACAGCCAACAGCUUCGCCGUCACCAACGCCUUCUGUUCGCAGUACUCCAGGGGUGUGUUCGCCAUCUUCGGACUGUACGACAAGCGCUCCGUACACACGCUGACGUCAUUCUGCGGGGCGCUGCACAUCUCCCUGAUCACGCCCAGCUUCCCCAUCGAGGGGGAGAGUCAGUUCGUCCUGCAGCUCCGACCGUCCAUACGAGGCGCUCUGCUCAGCAUCCUCGACCACUACGACUGGAACCGAUUUGUCUUCCUCUACGAUACAGAUCGGGGAUAUUCCAUCUUGCAAGCCAUCAUGGAAAAGGCGGGUCAGAACGGCUGGCAGGUCAGCGCCAUCUGUGUGGAAAACUUUAAUGAUGCCAAUUACAGACAGCUCCUGGAGGACCUGGACCGCCGGCAGGAGAAAACGUUCGUUAUAGAUCUGGAACCUGAGAGACUCACCAACAUGCUGGAGCAGAUCGUGAGUGUCGGGAAGCACGUCAAAGGCUAUCAUUAUAUCAUGGCAAAUUUGGGCUUUAAGGACAUCAAUCUCGAGCGCUUCAUGCAUGGUGGAGCCAACGUGACCGGUUUUCAGCUGGUGGACUUCAGCAAUCCCAUGGUGAUUAAACUGCUGCAGCGCUGGAACAAGCUGGACCAGCGCGAGUACCCCGGCUCAGACGUCCCUCCUAAGUACACCUCCGCUCUGACCUACGACGGUGUGAUGGUGAUGGCCGAGGCGUUCAGGAACCUGCGCAGACAGAAAGUGGACAUCUCGCGUCGGGGGAACGCCGGAGACUGUCUGGCCAACCCUGCAGCGCCGUGGAACCAGGGCAUCGACAUGGAGCGCACGCUCAAACAGGUCCGACUCCAAGGACUGACAGGAAACGUCCAGUUCGACCACUAUGGACGCAGAGUCAACUACACCAUGGACGUGUUCGAGCUGAAAAACAACGGGCCAAGAAGAAUCGGUUACUGGAACGAUGCUGAUAAGUUGGUUCUGAUCCAGGAUCAGAAUUUGCUUCCUAACGAGACGUCGGGGAUGGAGAACAGAACCGUGAUCGUCACGACCAUCAUGGAAGGUCCGUACGUGAUGCUGAAGAAAAACUGGGAGAUGUACGAGGGUAACGACAGGUACGAGGGAUACUGUGUGGAUCUGGCAUCCGAGAUCGCCAAGCACAUCGGCAUCAAGUACAAGAUCUCCAUCGUUCCCGACGGGAAGUACGGCGCCCGAGACCCAGACACGAAGAUCUGGAACGGCAUGGUUGGGGAGCUGGUGUACGGGAAAGCGGAAAUCGCUGUGGCCCCAUUAACCAUCACCCUGGUCCGGGAGGAGGUCAUUGACUUUUCCAAGCCCUUCAUGAGCUUGGGAAUCUCCAUCAUGAUUAAAAAGCCCCAGAAGUCCAAGCCGGGCGUGUUCUCCUUCCUGGACCCUCUGGCCUACGAGAUCUGGAUGUGCAUCGUGUUCGCCUACAUCGGCGUGAGCGUGGUGCUCUUCCUGGUCAGCCGCUUCAGCCCGUACGAGUGGCACACCGAGGAGCCCGAGGAGGGCACCGACGGUGCGCCCAGCGACCAGCCCCCCAACGAGUUCGGCAUCUUCAACAGUCUGUGGUUCUCGCUGGGAGCCUUCAUGCAGCAGGGCUGCGACAUCUCGCCCAGGUCUCUGUCCGGGCGCAUUGUGGGAGGUGUGUGGUGGUUCUUCACGCUCAUCAUCAUCUCCUCCUACACGGCCAACCUGGCUGCCUUCCUGACUGUGGAGAGAAUGGUGUCACCCAUCGAGAGUGCAGAAGAUCUGGCCAAACAGACGGACAUCGCUUACGGCACGCUGGACUCAGGAUCCACCAAGGAAUUCUUUAAGAGGUCAAAGAUCGCCGUGUACGAAAAAAUGUGGAGCUACAUGAAGUCCGCAGAGCCCACGGUGUUCACCAAGACGACGGCGGAGGGCGUGGCUCGAGUGAGGAAGUCCAAAGGGAAGUACGCCUUCCUGCUGGAGUCCACCAUGAACGAGUACACGGAGCAGCGCAAGCCCUGCGACACCAUGAAGGUCGGAGGCAACCUGGACUCCAAAGGCUACGGAGUGGCCACGCCCAAGGGCUCACAGUUAAGAACUCCCGUAAACCUUGCCGUUUUGAAACUGAGUGAAUCAGGCAUCUUAGACAAGCUGAAAAACAAAUGGUGGUACGAUAAGGGCGAGUGUGGACCCAAGGACUCUGGAAGUAAGGACAAGAGCUCGCAGGCCCUGAGCCUCAGUAACGUGGCCGGGGUCUUCUACAUCCUGGUGGGGGGUCUGGGCCUGGCCAUGCUGGUGGCCCUGAUCGAGUUCUGCUACAAGUCACGCAACGAGGCCAAGCGAAUGAAGCUGACCUUCACCGAAGCCAUGAGGAACAAGGCCCGGCUGUCCAUCACGGGCAGCGUGGGUGAGAACGGACGUGUCCUGACCCCCGACUGCCCCAAGGCCGUGCACGCGGGACCUCCCAUGCGUCAGAGCUCCGGACUGGCCCUGGUCUCGGCCGACCUGCCGUGAAAACCAAAAACUCUCAAGUGCCUUAAAUCGAACCACGGACACGAGAUCGAGAUCCACCCAAACCCAAAAUCAGCAGCGACGGUAGAGACGGUGACGACCAGGAACCUGGACUAGUUUACUGGACCGACGGGGCUUUGACAUAGAGGGGUGAAAGUCCCUGGUGGGAUUUUAAUUUUUUCAGCACAGCCAGUGAGAUUGUUUAAAGCUUGUGUUGAGAUUUUAGGAUAAACGAGGGUCCAGGACCAGAAAACUGUCAUUCACAAACACGUUGCCAAACUAAAAACGGGCAUUCAUACGUCUGAGAGGCUUUUCUGUUGUAAUCUGAAUAAUAAUUCAUUACAUAACAAUACGAGCAGUAUCAACGAUAAAUACUUACUAAAACUGUGAAGAGUUUGUGUAUAUUCUAUAAAAUCGUAACUAAAGAUUAUUUACACCGCUUUGUAUAUAGAACUAAAGCCUGUACAACUCGCUUGCUUUUUAAAACCUGUAAAUAGCGAUUCUACAAUUCCGUA